Molecule: messenger RNA, 1443 nt
Organism: Dryobates pubescens (Downy woodpecker)
Lineage: Eukaryota; Metazoa; Chordata; Aves; Piciformes; Picidae
Gene: CTSC
Product: cathepsin C
Exons: 7
Coding region: 58-1443 (461 amino acids)
Cellular component (GO): lysosome
Molecular function (GO): cysteine-type endopeptidase activity
Source: RefSeq, a predicted model, not a curated record
GCGGAGGUGCCCGGGCCCAUUUCAGCGGCAGCGGCGGCAGGCGGCGGGAGCGGCGUCAUGGCCGGGCAGGCGUUGUGGGCCGCGUCCGUCGUGCUGUUGGCGGCGCUGCCCGCGGCGGUGCGGGCGGACACGCCGGCCAACUGCUCCUUCAACGAUCUGCUGGGAGCCUGGGAGCUCCGCGUCUGGCGGAGCGGCGGCCGCCACGGCAACUGCUCCCUGGCGGGUCCCGUGGAAAGAAAGGUUCUUGUGAAUCUUCAGAAGUUAGAUGUAGCUCAGGACAAUCUGGGCAACUAUGGUUUCUUCACUUUGAUUUACAAUCAAGGCUUUGAAAUUGUGAUAAAUGGCUACAAGUGGUUUGCAUUUUUUAAGUACAAAAAAGAAGGCCAGAAUGUAACCAGCUACUGUAAUGAGACUCUGCCAGGAUGGGUACAUGAUGUCCUUGGCCACAAUUGGGCUUGUUUCACUGGACAGAAGAUCACCUCUUCUCCCUCAGAUGUGCACAUAAAUGAACUACCUCUCCAGAAGCCCAGGGGAAGACUUUCAAGCAGACGUUACGUGCACAACUCGGCCUUUGUAAAUGCUAUCAAUGCUCACCAGAAGUCCUGGAGAGCAACAAGAUACAAAGAUUAUGAGAAUUUUGCCCUGGAAGACCUAACUAGAAGAGCUGGGGGUCUCUAUUCCAGAACUCCAAGACCAAAGCCUGCACCUCUAACGCCUGACUUACUAAAAAAAGUGUCAAGCUUGCCAGACUCUUGGGACUGGAGGAACGUGAAUGGUGUCAACUAUGUCAGCCCUGUUCGGAACCAAGGCUCCUGUGGCAGCUGUUACUCAUUUGCCUCCAUGGGCAUGCUGGAAGCGAGAAUACGUAUCCUUACAAACAACACUCAAAAACCAAUCUUCAGUCCCCAGCAGGUUGUGUCUUGCAGCCAGUAUUCUCAGGGUUGUGAUGGUGGCUUCCCAUACCUGACUGCUGGGAAGUAUGUUCAAGACUUUGGUGUGGUGGAGGAAGACUGCUUCCCUUACACAGGCCAGGAUUCUCCCUGCACUUUCAAGCGCAGCUGUUACCACUACUACACUUCUGAGUACCACUAUGUCGGGGGCUUCUACGGCGGCUGCAACGAGGCUCUGAUGAAACUGGAGCUCGUUCUGCAUGGGCCCAUGGCUGUUGCCUUUGAGGUUUAUGACGAUUUCAUGCUUUAUAAAGAGGGGAUUUACCAUCACACUGGACUGCGGGAUGAAUUCAAUCCUUUUGAGCUGACCAAUCAUGCCGUCCUGCUGGUGGGCUACGGUAGAGACCCGGCAAGCGGCGAGAAGUUCUGGAUUGUGAAGAACAGCUGGGGCGGCUCCUGGGGAGAAGACGGGUACUUCCGCAUCCGCCGCGGCGCCGACGAGUGCGCCAUCGAAAGCAUUGCGGUGGCUGCAACCCCCGUUCCCAGACUGUGA